Molecule: messenger RNA, 1294 nt
Organism: Pelagomonas calceolata
Lineage: Eukaryota; Pelagophyceae; Pelagomonadales; Pelagomonadaceae
Source: the annotation of a GenBank genome assembly
CAGGCGUAUUUGGCCGCGGCCGGGUUGACCGGCGUGUGGAGUCUCAAACUCGAAGGAGGCUGUACGGAAGCCUCGUCACGCCGCCGAAGCACCUUGACGGUUCGGGACGAGCGCGCCCCGGCAGCCGCCAAAGCAAAAAGCGGACGCCCUCGGCGCGCCUGAGCGGCGCCCGAGGCCCGCGCCCGCAACAAACAAAAAAGGUGACUCGCGCCGCCCGCCCUAGACUACGAUGGCCUGCAACCAGUGCUUCUGCCUCGCCUGCGUCCGCACGAACACGGUGGCCCUCGUCGAAAGGUGCGGCAAAUUCCAGGCCAUCAAAGGCCCGGGCUGCCAGUGUCUGGUGUGGCCCGUCGAUUCUAUUGUCGGGCGGGUUUCACUGAGAGUGCGGCAGCUCGACGUGAACUGCGAAACAAAGACCAAGGAUAAUGUUUUUGUCAACGUCGUUAUUAGCGUGCAAUAUCAAGUGGUACUCGAGAAGGCCUUUGACGCGUUCUACAAGUUGGCGAACCCCGAGAUCCAGAUCCAGGCCUAUGUCUUCGACGUCGUGCGGUCGGAGCUGCCGAAGAUGGAGCUCGACGAAUCGUUCUCGAACAAGGAACAGCUGGCCAACGAGGUGAAGCACCACCUCGACGAGACGAUGAUGUCCUUCGGCUACUCGAUCAUCAAGGCGUUAGUUACGGAUAUAAGCCCGGACGCGCGCGUCAAGAUCUGUGUGGAAAUCAAAAUUUUACGGCGCGCUCGUGCUGAAUCAUCGCGUCGUCCUCCACGCCAUCGACGCGACGCCUGCUCGAUGGCGUGGCGAUGCCGGUUCCUCACCGCUCGACCGAGGACGGCCGCGUAAUCGGGUGCAACUGGUUGAUUUCCACACAGGUCAAGAUGUCCAUGAACGAGAUCAACGCUUCUCGCCGAUUGAGGGAGGCCGCCAAGGAGAAGGCCGAGGCCGACAAGAUCGUCCAAGUGAAGGCGGCCGAGGCGGACGCCGAGUCCAAGUACCUCUCGGGCGUCGGCGUCGCGCGCCAGCGCCAGGCCAUCGUCGGCGGUCUCCAAGACUCGAUCAUCGAGUUUAGCGGCGAGAUCGCGGGCACGACGCCGAAGGACGUCAUGGACCUGUUGUUACUGACGCAGUACUUCGACAUGCUCAAGGACGUCGGGUCCUCCGGCAGCGGCGGCAAGACGUUAUUUCUGCCGCACGCGCCGUCGGCCGUCGGCGAUCUGCAGGAUUCGCUCAAGAACGGGCUCAUGGGGUCGCUGAACAAGUAGUCCCGCGUAGUAGGCGUAAUCGUCUUCUUCCUUU